AUGACAUUUGAGGACCGUGGACAGGGACGUCUUGAGGAGAGUGAGGGUUGUCCGGUAGUAUGGAGGUCCGAUGGUUUCGACAAUGAGCCAAGAACUGUGAGCCAGAAGACUCGAAUAAUGGAUUAUUUGAACAUCCCUGAGAAUGAAUAUGGCCUUGUUUUUACUGUGAGCCGUGGCUCAGCCUUUAAAUUGCUAGCUGAGUCAUACCCUUUCCACACGAACAAAAAGUUGUUGACGAUGUUUGAUCAUGAGAGCCAGUCGGUAAAUUGGAUGGCUCAAAGUGCUAGAGAGAAAGGUGCUAAGGUUCAUAGUGCAUGGUUUAAAUGGCCUACUCUUAAGCUCUGUUCGACUGAUCUGAGGAAGCAAAUUUCGAACAAAAAAAGGAGGAAGAAGGAUUCUGCAGCUGGUCUUUUUGUGUUUCCUGUCCAAUCUAGAGUUACUGGUGCAAAGUACUCGUAUCAGUGGAUGGCCCUGGCUCAACAGAAUAAUUGGCAUGUCUUGCUUGAUGCAGGGGCAUUGGGCCCUAAGGACAUGGAUUCCCUUGGAUUAUCUUUGUUUCGGCCAGAUUUCAUCAUCACAUCAUUUUAUAGGGUGUUUGGCUAUGACCCCACUGGAUUUGGAUGUCUUCUAAUCAAGAAAUCUGUGAUGGGAAGCCUACAGAAUCAGUUGGGGCAUGCUGGUUCUGGUAUAGUGAAAAUCACUCCUGUGUUUCCGCUGUACUUGAGUGAUUCAAUGGAUAAUUUCCCUGGAUUUGGUGAAGACGAGGAAGUCAGUAGGAAUGCUGAAGUUAAAUCUGAAACUCGCCCACAAUCUCAAUUGCCUGCCUUUUCUGGUGCAUUCACUUCUGCGCAGGUGAGGGAUGUGUUUGAGACUGAGAUGGAGCAUGAUAACAGUUCUGAUAGGGAUGGCGCUAGCACCAUAUUUGAAGAAACGGAGAGUAUUUCCAUAGGGGAGAUGAUGAAAAGCCCAGUAUUUAGUGAAGAUGAGUCGUCAGAUAACUCACUAUGGAUUGAAUUGGGUCAGAGUCCUUUGGGCUCAGAAAAUGCUGGUCAUUCAAGCAAACACAAGGUGGCCUCUUCCUCACCACCGGUUUGGUUCUCCACUCGGAAAAAUAACAGGAGGACUUCUCCAAAAGCACCUAAUAUAUCAAGCAGCCCGACAUAUGACAUGGAAUUGAACCAAGGGCAUCUUGAAAAUGGCCAUGUAUUAUCAUUUGAUGCUGCUGUUCGAUCAGUCUCUCAAGAUUUGGACCAUUUCAAGGAGAUUCCUGAAGAGGAACAAUUUUCCGCAAGAGACUCUGAAUGUAAGACUCCAAAUAACCAACCUUUUCAGGAAAUUGAAGAACCCGAAACUAAUAAAUCAAUGGGUUCUGCCAACAAGGGAUCAGGCCACAACAACAUGAAUCAUCGAAGCAUACAGAAUGGCUCAGCUUCUGAGAUAUGCUCUGAGACGAAGGAGAGUGCAAUAAGAAGAGAGACAGAAGGGGAAUUCAGACUACUAGAAAGGAGAGAAAGAAAUAGAAUUGCUGGUGGCAGAUUUUUUGGAAUAGAAGAGACUGAGCAACUGGGAAGUAGAGGCAGAAGGGUAUCCUUUAGUACAGAAGAUAAUCGCAAAACUCGUCUGGGCCAAGCUGUUGAGGCAGGAGAAUUAUCAGCCACUAGCCUGGAUGAUGAAGAUUACAUUAGCGAUGGGGAAUAUGAUGAUGAUGGGCAAGACUCCGACAGAAAUGAACCCGAGAUUAUUUGUAGGCAUCUUGAUCACAUAAACAUGUUAGGUCUCAACAAGACCACCUCCCGACUGAGGUUCCUCAUCAAUUGGCUUGUGACGUCUUUGUUGCAAUUAAGAUUGCCUGGUUCAAAUGAAAAAGACAGUCCACCACUUGUUCAUAUUUAUGGGCCAAAGGUUAAAUAUGAAAGAGGUGCAGCAGUUGCAUUCAAUUUGAGGGAUAGGAACCGAGGUCUGAUCAGUCCGGAAAUUGUUCAGAAGCUGGCUGAGUCGCAUGGUGUCUCUCUUGGUGUCGGAAUCUUGAGUCACAUACGCCUUCUUGAUAGCUCCAAACAGCAACGUGGGUCUUUGAGUCUUGAUGAUACUACCCUUUGCAAGCCAAUGGAGAACGGCAGACAUGAUGGUAAAAGUGAAUUCAUCAGAGUCGAGGUCGUUACUGCUUCUCUUAGCUUUUUGACUAAUUUCGAUGAUGUCUAUAACUUGUGGGCAUUUGUGGCUAAAUUUCUUGACCCGACUUUUGUGAAAGAGGGAGUCCUUCCACCUGUUGUAGAAGAGUUUGAAUAACGAGGCUUAGAGCUGGUACUAUUGCUUUUGUCCUCCAUACCCAUUUGUACAGUCAGAUGAUGCAGAGAUGAUUGCUAAUCAUGGGGAGAACUGGAUCAAGCGCAUGGAUUGGAAAAGUUAAACUAGAUUCUUUUUGCCCUCCACGCCCCCUUUUUGCUGCAAGUGGGUGAAUUUGUUCAUUCUUGUUUUUAAUUGCUUGGAUUUUCUCUUUUACCUUGUGAGGUUCUUGUAGAAUUGGGUUUGAAAAAUUUGUAUCAUUUCAGAUAGUAAUUACGAACUAGAACUGAUGCGUCCUCCUUGCAUUCUUAGGGAAAGUGCUUUCUGCUGUAAAAAAAUGUGUUUUGCUUGUUUCGGGCUACA
This is a messenger RNA of Olea europaea var. sylvestris, 2649 nucleotides long. RefSeq lists its product as uncharacterized. The record is from RefSeq and is a predicted model, not a curated record. Lineage: Eukaryota; Viridiplantae; Streptophyta; Magnoliopsida; Lamiales; Oleaceae. The transcript is spliced from 3 exons. Bases 1 to 2289 code for a protein of 762 amino acids.